UGACGGGCUCCGUCCUGAGGGAAGGCUGGAGCCGGGAAGGUGGGAGGACGGUCGGCGUGUCGCGGCUCCUCCUCCGCCCGACAGGCACGGCGGGCAGCUGGACUCAAGUCUGUGAUUCCUGGCAUGGCGUUGCGGGCGCGGGUCCCGGAGCCCAUCGACACAGCUCGUCCAGCAGCAGCAGCAGCAGCUCGGCCCGACGCCCGCCUGCCCCAGGGAGGCCUUGCGGCCGGAUGGCAGCCCGCGGUUGAGCGCUCGCCGCCCCCGUUUGGCUGCCGGGUGGCAUGGAGGCACUCGGCGGCAACAAGGAGAUGCAGUGGAGCGGCGUGACUCGGCCCCUCGACCUGUUGGUCAGCUCGUACCGGUUGCCGCAGCUCGUCCGGCUGGAGGACGGGGAAACAGUGGAAGGGAUUCGUGAAACUGAUUUGGUGUUGCUUCAUUCCUGUCGACAGUGGACUACAAUUACAGCCCAUAGCUUGGAAGAGGGUCAUUAUGUGAUUGGGCCAAAAAUAGAGAUUCCUGUUCAUUAUGGAGGACAAUUUAAAUUAUUGGAACAAGACAGAGAUAUCAAAGAGCCCGUACAAUACUUCAACAGUGUGGAGGAGGUGGCAAAAGCUUUUCCAGAACGAGUGUACGUCAUGGAGGAAAUAACGUUUAAUGUUAAGGUAGCCUCGGGGGAGUGCAAUGAAGAUACAGAAGUGUAUAACAUCACCCUAAGCACCGGGGAUGAACUUACUCUGAUGGGACAAGCAGAGAUCCUUUAUGCCAAGACGUCAAAAGAGAAAUCACGACUGAACACUAUUUUUAAGAAAAUUGGUAAACUAAAUUCCAUCAGUAAAUUUGGACGAGGAAAGAUGCCCUGCCUUAUCUGUAUGAAUCACCGUACUAAUGAGAGCAUUAGCCUGCCUUUCCAGUGUAAAGGUAAAUUCAGUACACGUAGUCCCUUAGAGAUACAAAUGCAAGAGGGUGAGCAUACUAUUCGCAAUAUUGUUGAAAAGACCAGGUUACCAGUAAAUGUUACCGUUCCAUCUGCUCCGCCACGAAACCCCUAUGAUUUACACCUCAUUCGGGAAGGUCAUCGCUAUAAGUUUGUUAAUAUCCAAACUAAGACUGUGGUUGUGUGCUGUGUACUUCGGAACAAUAAAAUGAUACCUGUACACUUUCCACUUCAUUUAGUUGUGCCAAAGUUUACCUUGGCUGAAGGUCUCCUUAAGGGAGAGAUGUGGUACGUGAAUAUAGUUCAGCACUCAUUCAGCAUUUGUCAGGAGCAAUUUGACAUUGAAGAAUAUUCGCGAGCAGUUCGGGACGUGAAGACUGACUGGAAUGGAGAUUGUAAAAGCCCAAAGAAGACUAGAUGUACCGGGCACAGUCACAUGCCUAAUUCCCUUAGUUAUGCUCGUGAAGAAUUGACGCAGUCGUUCCAUCGACUUUCAGUAUGUGUUUAUGGAAAUAAUUUGCAUGGAAAUAGUGAAGUUAAUUUGCACGGUUGCAGAGAUCCUAGCAAUGAAUGGACUCUGUUUUCUCAUGAAACCCUUCUUUCACAAGAUUCUGGAGAUAGUGGCAGUGAUUAUCUGCUGCCUGAAGUGACUGAAGAAUCUGGAAUCCAGUCGCAGUCAGAACUUCCCUAUGAGGAGCUCUGGUUAGAUCAGGGUUCGGGGAAACGGUGUGGGCAAGAUGCUUCCUCUGUGGGAGAGGGACUGAAAUCCGGUAAUCAGAGACAUUCCAUCUGCUCCAAAUGUCCGGUUUCUUCAGGCCUUUCUUCUCCACAUCCAUUGUCUACAUCUGAUAUUUCUCUACAUCCACCUCCAGUGCCUCCAAAGUCUGAAGCUGUAAAGGAAGAGUGCAGACUUCUGAAUGCCCCUCCCAUCCCCCCACGGAACGUCAAGCCGUCAACAUGCAGUCCAUCAAUUCCUCCUCGGCAAAUCCGCCAACAGACACGUUCUCCCAGCCCGACGCUAUCUUACUAUUCUUCUGGAUUACAUAACAUUGGUGCCACAGAGAAUGAUGCACCUCCAUCUAGUGAGAAGCAUUCCCCAGCUUCCUGUUACCCUUGCAACUGGAUCAACUCUAAUUCUAUGCACAGUGGAACUAAAUCACCGCUUAGAAGCCCCACAAUGGACUCGCAUUCAAAUCGUUCAUCGUGGCCAAACCAACAUUAUGGGGAUAUUGAUGGCCAAGAGACUGGUAAUUUUGGAUCUCAACAGCGAAGUUAUUACAGCUAUCCUCGUCACAAAAUGUCAAGUACAGAACCCAUACCGUUUCAGUAUGGGAGCAUUGAGUGUGCUGGGAGAUGUGAGGGACUUCAUAUUACUACAUUCCCUGAGCAGCAACAAUUGAAGGAUGAAGUUGUACACAUUACUUCUUCUGAAUGCCCAAGAUCCACCGCUUAUUUCUCAGAGGACAAUGAAGAAAAUUGUUUAGAAGAUAACACACAGCAAAGUCAACCAUGCAUCACCUCUUCACCUUGUGCACUAAAAUUCAAUGAUGAGGAAUUUGUUGAUCUAGAAGCUUUGUUUUUGCCGUCGCCUAUUGAUGGGGCUGAGGAUGAGCCUCAAGUUUGUUCAACAGAACUACCCAAUAAUUUUGCUAACAAAAAUACACAGGACAUAUUUUCUACUCCUCAUCCUUUAUUGUCCUCUCCUCCGCACCUGCAACUAGUACAACGUUCAUGUGGUGAUGGGUCACCUUGGCAACCACCAACUGAUCUUUGUGGACUUUCUAUUGAAGAGGUGUCAAAGUGCCUACAAUUUAUAGGUCUACCUGAGGAGGUUGUGUUACUGUUUGUGGUGGAAAAAAUCGAUGGAAAUUUACUUGUACAGCUUACUGAAGAGAUCCUGUCUGAAGAUUUUAAAUUAAGCAAACUCCAAAUCAAGAAACUCUUGCAGUUCAUCAGUGGCUGGAGACCUAAGAUGUAAUGCAAUGACUCGGAUAACAUGGGUGCAAAGUAUCUGACCUCAGCAACUAUUGUUUUGCACUAAUUAACCAUGAUUAUGUGCUGUAUUAAAUCAGUUCAGUAAAUGGUUUGCUUAGUAACUUUAUAUCCUGAUAGAAAUGGCGUCCUAGCAAGAGAGGAGAUAUUGUGCAUUACUUUGCUAUCAUCAAUUGCUUGAAUUUCAAGAAAAUAAAAAUGGGUUAUCCAAUAUGUUGUAAAUGUAGUCAAGCUGCAAGUGAUUUGCAGAUCAAGACGAUUUUGUGCAUUUUUGAUCAAAAGGUCCACUCAAUUUGUCUCAGAUUGUUGGCGUACAGACUUAUGGUCUAACACUACUGUUGUGGGCCAAUGCUGCUGCUUAGCCACCCUGUUCACAUUAUAUUCUCAUGGUAAUUAAUGUAUAAAUUGAUGGUGACACUUCUUUUUACUACUGGACAUAUGUUUCUUUGGGAGAUGUACAAACGCAGAUUAAUUGGAAUAUUGAGGUUUUUGUGUUGAUUAUGGAAUGAGUAAACUGAACAAAUUGACGUUACAUUAGAUAGGACCAGUUAAUACAAUAAACCCAUUUGGAUCUUUUAAUGUUCUAGUCAUGAGGUUUAUUGCUUUCAUCUGAAUUUCUUCAUUCUCCGAGUAAGCUUUUUUUUCUAUUUCAUAAUAUGUGUAGAAAUCUCCUGAUGUUAGAUUGAUAAGCAGACUUGCUAAAAAACUUUGAGAUGUUUUAUCACCACUUUGAGAUGUAGUUUGUACAUUAACUGAUUCCUUAUUAAAUUUUACAGUUUAAAACUACGUCCAAAGUAGCUGAGAAAUAGUAUCGUUGAAGUGGGAUAGGAGCUGUAAAAAGUCGAUCGAUUGUUGCUUUACAAAGUGUAGGUCAAGACCCCGAGGUGUCAUGUUGAUUUUGAUAAAGACAUUCUAGCUGCUUCUACCAAUCACCAACCUGGUAGUGUUAAUUUUUGGGCUCUUUUGAAAAUAAUGCAAUAGAAUAAUAACUGACAAAGAAAGUGUCUUUCAAUACCUCAGGGCAUCCCAAAACACUUUAGUCAGUUACCUGGUUUUGAACUAUCUUGCCUGAGGUAAUUAAUGGAGAGAAUGUAACAACCAUUUAUGUACAGCAGGAUUCUAGAAAUUGCAGUGAAAAACAAAAUAAAUGUUUUUUUGAUGUUCGUUGAGGGUUAACUGCGAUGACACUGGAUAAUUCUUGCAUACUAAGUCAGAUUAGUGCCAUGGGAUUCUUUAUAUCCAGCUGAGGCAGCAGAUGAGCCAUUUCAUCCUAUUUGAAAAUGGCACCUGAGAACACACAACUUUUCUAUUGUGCUGGCAUUUCAGGCUCAAUAUUCGUGCUCAAAUCUCUAGAGUGAGACCAAAAUCCAGUCAUCCACUUAGAAAUGAAAGUUAUAGUAGGUUAGCUCAAUUGUGUGCUACAGACAAGAUGGAUACUUGGAGAGCUGAAUUCCAUCCAUUUGUAAUCAAUGGCUGAAAAUGUGUGGCAAUACUCCUUAAGUAUUUUUCCAGAUGUCAGACCUUGCAUUUAGGUUUUACUCUUUUUUCUCCGUAACAGUGACUGCCCUUCCAAAUAAUUUUGUUUGUAUAUUUUUGAGAGAUGUAGUAAGGCACUAAAUAAAUCCAGAUAACUGUAAAAUUAUGUGUACUCAUGUUAAGAUGACAUUUUCUGUUGGUUAUAACUGAUCUUAAAACGUUUGAGCUAAAAAACAGCAAAUCUCUCAAAUGUCAGUUUUUACAAAUGUAUAUAGCAAUGCUGGGUUUAAGUAAUUUUGAUAGACAUUAAAAAAUUGGUACAUUUUUAACCUCUUCAUUUUGCCAAACUUAACGGAUUGCAUUGAAUUUGAAUCCUCACUUCCAAUUCUCGGCUGGAAUACUGAGCAACCCUGUGGAGGUUGGUGGGGGUGUCACAGACAAGCACACCAUAAAAAGACACAAAUUGCUGGAGUAACUCAGCGGGUCAGGCAGCAUUUCUGGGAGACAUGAAUGUGACAUUUCAGGUUGAAAACCUUCAGACUGAUGAAGGGACCCAAACAGAAAACGUUGUGGCGGCACCUGGUGGUGAGUUACGCGUAGUACGAACCCUCGGCUCUGGAGGGAGGAGUCAAGUGUCACGGUGACUGGAGGUGCAGGUCACUGGGCUUCCAGGGCGGUAUAUAAGGUCGGGCAACGCCCGUGCCCCAUGGUAGGAGUUAGGAGCUGUAUGGAGGAAGAAUAAAUGACAAUUGCUUGCACAAACCUUGUGUCUGUUAUUCCUGGCUGGACAUCAGCGUGUCCCCGCCAGAACGUUGUCCAUCAUAUCUUCUAGAGAUGCUGUCUGGUCUGCUGAGUUACUACAGUACUUUGUGUCUUUUUUUUGUAAACCAGCAUCUGCAGUUCCUUGUCCACGAGUCUACAAGCACCACACCAUCUUGGUGUUUUGGAUUGGGUAUUAAGUAUGGCUUUGCCACCAAAAUAUUUAUCCUACCAAUAAGAAACAGCUACUGAGUACAUCAAUUAAUCUUUUUUUGCCAAUUCAC
This is a messenger RNA of Amblyraja radiata (thorny skate), 5445 nucleotides long. It is a transcript of the gene garem1, whose product is annotated as GRB2 associated, regulator of MAPK1. The transcript has 6 exons. Gene Ontology annotation, biological process: epidermal growth factor receptor signaling pathway; cellular response to epidermal growth factor stimulus. Gene Ontology annotation, molecular function: proline-rich region binding. The record is from RefSeq and is a predicted model, not a curated record. Bases 282 to 2912 code for a protein of 876 amino acids. NCBI's taxonomy places the organism in Eukaryota, Metazoa, Chordata, Chondrichthyes, Rajiformes, Rajidae.